AUGCCCAUUUUCAAAAAAUGGAAAUCACAACUCCACCGCAAAUCCAAACCACCGCCCAACAAUUCGUCCCACUACAUCUACUCAACAACACCACUAUUAGCACCAAACACAACCCGCAUGAUCAGCCUCCUCCCCCAUCUCGACUCCACCACCCCAAUAACCUGCUCCGUCUUCACCUAUGACCUCUCCGCCCCAACCACCGGAGAAACGCACAUCUACUCAGCCCUCUCCUACGUCUGGGGAACCGGCCAAAGGUCCCACUCCAUCACCCUCAACAACUACGCCUUUCCCGUGACAGAAAACCUCCACUCCGCCCUCUGGCACCUCCGCGACCGACAGCUGGAGCGGGUGCUUUGGGUCGACGCCAUCUGUAUCAACCAGGAGGACAAUAAAGAAAAAGAGAAGCAGAUUCCGCUUAUGCGCACCAUUUAUGCGCAGGCGGGGCGGGUUAUGGUUUGGUUAGGGGCGCCAUUGGAGAAUGAGUGCGGUGACGAGGCGUUGCGGAAACUAAGGACUCUGGCGCAGAUAAAGGCGAAUGAUCCUGGGGUGGGUCCGACGGUGCAGGAACUUGCGCAGGAGUACCGUGGUGGAUGUGAGACGGUGUUGAAGAGGGAUUGGUUUCGGAGGAUGUGGAUUCUCCAAGAAGUGGGCGUUGCGCGGUCUGUAGUUGUGAUGUGUGGAUCAGUCCAGAUUGAUGGGCAAGCGUUCUGUGAGGGGGUCGCUGAACUGGGGCUUGAAGUUGACUUGCAGACGGUUGUCAACCCCGUCGUGCAGCUCAUCCGCGAUGCACUCUAUCGGCCGAAAUACGAGCCCGGUUCGCGGGGUGUCUUCUCCAUGGGCGAGCUGCUGGAUAUGUAUCGCUCAUGCAGGGCUACUCUCCAGCAUGACAAGAUAUAUGCGUUGCUGGGUCUGAGCGCCGAGGGUCUCGAUGCUCCUGCCUUGCAACCGGAAUACACCGUGCCGUGGCAUGAGGUUUUUCGACGGGCUACUGUGCAUACUUUUGGAUCGUUAUGCACGGUGCAGACAUGGCCGGACAGGCAUACGGCAGUCAUCACGGGGAAGUGUCUGUUCUUAGGACUAGUCACGAGGGUUGACCGAGAAAAUCAUGCAGACGGUCAAGUGCAUAUUUGGGUCAACUGCACUGUGGUCGGGGAAUCACUGGGGUACGGCGAACGUGGAUGGAAUUGGGCAUUCCGGCCCUUCUCCGAGUCCGUCCAGGAGGGUGACGUUAUCUGCCAUCUGCAGGGUGCGGCAAAGCCAAGCAUCGUUCGACUGUGCCAGGAUCAUUUUACGACUAUCAAAACCACGGCCCCAUCCGUGCCAAGUGGAAGGCCCUCUGAUGCGUUGGAGCAGCAUUUCUGCCAUAUCGCUCUCACAUUUACCAUCCCCCCGGGGACUUCGACUAGCUGGGCUGGGUUGGAAGAAUCGACAGAGCUGCUUGAUGUGGCGCCAGAAUACCAGGAGGAACCUGAGAAGAAGCAGAAGAGAUUGGACGGCAUAUCGGCUCUUUUAGAAGAUCGUUUUGUUCACUCCUUCCAAUACAGCGGCAGCAAGUCGGUAGAUUCGAGACGCCUCGUUGAGCAAUGCGGACCUGAAAUCCUCAUCUCCGAACAAGUGGUACGGGCCGUCGCCGGAUGCCUCUCAGAGGAGAAACCCGUCGAAGUCAUGCAAUUUCUUUUUCAGAAACGCGGAGACAAGCUUCCCAUAACGAAUGAAGUGGUUCAAGCAGCGGCGGCAAACUAUCAAUUCGGGUACAGAGUCCUGCAGCUGCUCUUCGAAAAGCGAGGGGAACGCCUCCCGGUCUCGGAACAAGUGGUGGCGGCUGCGGCAGGAAAUCAGGAAAAGGCAUACGAUAUCGUGAAGCUUCUAUUUGAGCAACGGGGGCGAGAACUUGUCAUCUCGGAAGAAGUAGCCGUGGCGGCCGCAGACAACUAUUGGCAUGGCCAUCGAUUAAUGCGCUUUCUCUUUGAACAGCGAGGGGAGAACCUCCCAGUCACUGAGCGCGUGGUCAAGACGGCGGCAGCAAACACUCGAUGCGGAUACGAAACCAUGAAGGUUCUCUUCCAGCACCGAGAGAGCCUGCACGUAUCAGAGGAGGUGCUCGUGGAAGCAGCGAGAAACCCCCGGCAUGGCUACGACAUCAUGCGGCUUCUUUUCGAGCGAGACGAGGACUUGGCCGUGUCGGAAAAUGUGCUCAAGGCCGCGGCGGGGAAUCAAGUAAAUGGAUAUGAGGUUAUGCUCCUGCUGUUUGAGAAGCGAGGGAAGGAUUUGACAAUUUCUGAGGAGGUCAUCAAGGCAGCGCAGGAUAAUUCUUUGUAUGCAGGCGAGUUCAUGCAACUUUUUGAAGCUCAAGGGUUGCUGAAGGGGAGUGUUUGA
Molecule: messenger RNA, 2376 nt
Organism: Dichotomopilus funicola
Lineage: Eukaryota; Fungi; Ascomycota; Sordariomycetes; Sordariales; Chaetomiaceae
Product: heterokaryon incompatibility protein-domain-containing protein
Exons: 1
Coding region: 1-2376 (791 amino acids)
Source: RefSeq, a predicted model, not a curated record